AUGGAAGAAGCGAUCAAAGCUCGAUAUGAACAUUAUCAGCGUAGUAGCGAGUAUCGGGAAACGCGACAGAAACACGAGGAUCUUAGAGCUAAGCUAAAGGUGUUGAAAAAUCAUGUUGAGGGAUGGUCAUCGCCAAAGCAGGAGCAGCACACUGAUCAAGAAGCAGGCCCCUCAUGUAGCCUUAGUAGCAAGAGCAACGACCACAGUGGCCGGAAGAAUGCAGCUGCGCCGACUGUAUGA
Gongylonema pulchrum is the source of this 240-nucleotide messenger RNA. Lineage: Eukaryota; Metazoa; Nematoda; Chromadorea; Rhabditida; Gongylonematidae. The record is from the annotation of a GenBank genome assembly.